Messenger RNA from Petromyzon marinus (sea lamprey), 556 nucleotides. Lineage: Eukaryota; Metazoa; Chordata; Hyperoartia; Petromyzontiformes; Petromyzontidae. The record is from RefSeq and is a predicted model, not a curated record.
ACACGCGUAAGUACAUGUGUUUUUAUCAAUAUGUUGGUACUUUUCUGUUCUCCCUGGCGCGCCAUCGCCCUGGCCCGUCACAGAUCGGCUUCACGACGGACCCGCGCUCGUCGCGCUCGUCCCCGUACUGCACGGACGUGGCGCGCGUCGUCAACGCGCCCAUCUUCCACGUGAACGCCGACGACCCCGAGGCCGUGACGCACGUGUGUCGCGUGGCGGCCGAGUGGAGGAACACGUUCCACAAGGACGUCGUCGUCGACCUGGUUGGCUACCGCCGGAAUGGCCACAAUGAAGUUGACGAGCCCAUGUUCACGCAGCCGUUCAUGUACAAGCGGGUCGCACGGCAGGUGCCUGUGCUCAAGCAAUACUCUGAUGCCCUCAUCAAGGAAGGGGUCACCACGGGCCAGGAGUACGAGGUACCCGGGUUAUGAGAUCGUUUUUUUUUAGGAGUCACGUCUGGCAACGGGGGAGAUCUCAAAUCCUAGGUUUAUUGUAUCUCCUUGCAUUUCCAUGAAUUGUCACAAUCCGAGGUCGCAAAUGUGUUGCAAGAUUUUAU